UUUUUUCUAGUGAUUCCACAACGUGUCCUAACUCUGAAGUCCCCUUACUCUUGGUUAUUCUACUCUUCUUUCUCCUCCUCAGAACCUCAAACACCAAAACCAAGCAUUACAAUUCCCAAUUUCACAGAAACACCAGAAUUAAUAAAACACAUAACAACAAAAGAAGUGAAAAAUGGCGAGCUCAGUGGAGAAGGAGGGUGGCGCGAGCGAGGAAACUUUCUCUGUGGAGCUUCCUGCUCCACCUGGUUGGAAGAAGCUGUUCAUCCCAAAGAAAGCUGGUACCCCAAAGAAAAACGAGAUUGUGUUCACUGCACCAACAGGAGAGGAGAUCAAUAACAGGAAGCAGCUGGAAAAAUAUUUGAAAGCACACCCUGGUGGUCCAGCUGUAUCAGAAUUUGACUGGGGCACUGGUGAGACCCCAAGAAGAUCUACAAGAAUCAGUGAGAAGGCAAAGGCAGCUCCUCCAAUAGAAAGCGAGCCCCCAAAGAAACGUACUAAAAGAUCAUCAGCUUCACAAAAGGAAACUUCCCAGGAAGAAAAAGAAGAGAAGACAAAGGAAGCGGAAAUGCAAGAAGCUGAUUACACCACUAAGGAUGAUAAUGAUAUAGAGAAGGAAAAGGAUGUUGUAAUGGAAAAUCAAGAUGUCAAGAGUGUGGAAGAUACAGAUGUCAACAAAUCCACUCAUUCUGGAGAAGCUAAAGCUGGAGAAAAUGUUGAGGUACCUAUUGAAAAGGACAAAGGAAUUGAGGUCUCUGAAGUUUUUCUGAGAAAGGAUGAAGAAAAGAUUGAGCAACCACAGGAAGAGACAAAAGAAUAUCGUGGAUCUGGGGAGCCAGAGAAAUUGGAAACAUGCACUAUUGCUGACAAAAAGGUUGAAGUGGAAGGAGUGAAUAAAGAGGAAAACAUCAAAAGUACUCGUGAAUUUGAAGCUGAGGAAAUAGAAGGAACAAAAGUGAAUAGUGAAGAAUAUCACAAGCUUGAUGAGAUAAACAAGGCUGAAGCAGAGUUGACCAUGAAUGGCAAUCAUGGGAGCUGAACUGGCGAGGUCAAAAAGCCUGGAACAGGGAAUAGAUUAAUAAGUUCUCGGCAUCUCUCCUCUCAUUCUGACCCCUUUGGAUCUGUGUUUGAAGAUGACUUUAGUUUUUGUUAAUGUUAUUUAUCUGAUUGUUUAUUGAAACAAUAUACAAUUUUAGAGCAUAGACCUAUAAGGUACCAUCCAUGGGUGUAUUGGACAUACGUGUAGCUUCUAGUUGCUAUUGUAACAUUCUGUUGUAAGAUAUGUAAUAUGGACCAGUAAUGGAUCAAUUUCGUAAAAGAGCUUACUCGUUAUUAUAUUAA
Messenger RNA from Glycine soja, 1338 nucleotides. RefSeq names its product methyl-CpG-binding domain-containing protein 10-like. Lineage: Eukaryota; Viridiplantae; Streptophyta; Magnoliopsida; Fabales; Fabaceae. Bases 173 to 1036 code for a protein of 287 amino acids. The record is from RefSeq and is a predicted model, not a curated record. The transcript has 3 exons. Gene Ontology annotation, molecular function: DNA binding.